AUGUCUUCCCCCAACCCUGAGGACACCCCCCAAGAGCCUGAGCCCUCAAGCUCCAAGAAAACAAAGAAGAAAAGAAAGUGGCCACAGCAAGAGGCCAGCAUCCAAACCCUCACUAAAGCUGGCCACAGGGCCCUACUGGCUGGCCGGAACCAUGAGGCCUUGAUCAGCUUCCAGAGGGCCUUCCUCUUGGCCUCCGAGGCCCCCCGAGAAAGGAACACUCCUGUUCUCCGGGCCUGUGCCUUCAACCUGGGGGCUGCCUAUGUGGAGACUGGGGACCCAGCCAGAGGCCUUGAGCUGCUCCUGCAAGCCCAGCCUGAAGAGAAGGCACAGGGCGGGUGUCACAGCGACCAGUGUUUCAAUGUGGCUUUGGCCUACCAUGCCCUGGGCGACCUGCCUCAAGCUUUGGCCUGGUACCACAGGGCCCUGGGCCACUACCGGCCACUCGGUGACCAGGGGCAAGCCCAGGCAAAAAUGGGAGCCUGCUACCAGGCUCUGGGACAGCCUGAGCUAGCAGCCCACUGCCUGCAGGAAGCAAGCCGGGUUUAUGCCCAAGCAGGGCAGCCCCGGGCUGCAGCCCUGGCACUGGGGGCUGCGGCGGGGUGUAUGCUGAAGAGCGGGCAGCAUGGGGUGGGGGAAGUGGUGCAGGUACUGGAGGAGAGCCGGAGGCUUGCUGAGAGGAGUACCGAGCAGGGCCCACUGGGGCAACUCUAUAAUGACCUAGGCCUGGGCUACUCCCAGCUCCAGCUGUUCCCGCUAGCAGCAGAGGCCUUCCUGCAGGCCCUGCCCCUGUGCCGGGGGCCAGGAGAGGAGGCCACGGUGCUAAGAAACCUCGGGAUGGCCCACAACGCCCUCGGCAACUAUCAGGAAGCUCAGGAGCUUCACCAGAGGGCUGCCGACCUGCAUGGCUCUGUGGGGCAGCGGUGGGAGCAGAGCCGGAGCUUUGGCAGCCUGGCCUUUGCACUGAGCCAGCUGGGGGACCACAAGGCCGCCAGAGACAACUAUCUGCACGCUCUGCAGGCUGCCCGGGACACUGGAGACAUGAAGGGGCAAUGGCAGGCCUGUGAGGGUCUGGGGGCUGCUGCAGCCAGACUGGGGCAGCAUGAUCAGGCCUUGAAGUACUAUAAGGAAGCGCUGGCCCGGUGUCAGAAGGAGCCAGAUUCUGUGCGAGAGCGGCUGGUGGCCAAUCUGGCAGACGCCCUGAGGACCUACUUGGCCCGGGGUGGGCUGAUCCCCACUCACACCCUGACCUCAGCUCCACGGAGGCCCCAGGCUCCAGGUGGGGCCUGCCUGUCAGCGGGCACCCCAGCCAGGGUGGCAAGGGACACAGCAGAAGCGCAGCACAGAUCUUUGGGUGGGUGUGAAGACGAAGAGUUAGAAGAGGGCCAUGAGGAGAAAGAGGAAAAGGGGUCGGUAAAUGUUCCUGUACAGUCCUCUUGGGCGUGGAGACCGGAGCGUCCAGGACCCAGGGCCCAUGUCCCAUUUGGAGGCCAAGGCCCCCUCAGGAUGGAGUACUCUGGCAUUCUGGUACCCAAUGGUCCCCAAGCCAAUAGGUCAUCCGAAGGGCCCAGGAAAACCUCCAACAGGAACCCUCAGAGGAGACCCACCGAGUCUGGCUUCUGCACGAUCAUGUGACCCUACCCUGCUGGCCAUGGCC
This is a messenger RNA of Ceratotherium simum simum (southern white rhinoceros), 1654 nucleotides long. RefSeq names its product tetratricopeptide repeat domain 24 (gene TTC24). The record is from RefSeq and is a predicted model, not a curated record. Gene Ontology annotation, molecular function: protein binding. Lineage: Eukaryota; Metazoa; Chordata; Mammalia; Perissodactyla; Rhinocerotidae.